GGGUAUAACACUGCAGUUUGCAAUCUGAACUGCGGUCUUUCUCCAAACGGGGGUUUGAUGUAAUGGGCCACACACGAUGGGAACCAUGCGCAGCGCUGAGCGCAGUCCCUGCAAAGCAUGCCGUCAUUUUUAUUUGCUUACUUUCCUUAUUUCGAGGUCGAUUUUCUUCGUUCGAAAUUGAAAAUGGACUAACAUUGGAUUACUGAAUACAAUAUGCCUUUGAAAACGUGAUUAAAUAUCGAAUACAAUAAUUUCAUUCCGAAGGUCCUACUACAGGCAGAGAAGUCUUACGUAAUAGCACAGCUGUUGUUUAUCUUUUCGUCCUUUGCUCAACGCUCAUAUACUGGCCUGUGGAGGUGAAAUUGAGACAGCAGGGAUUACCCCUAGAUUACCUGGCCAAGCACGGUUGAUAAGGGCUUGGAAAUGAUUUUUGGGAGAUCCAAAUGGAAAAUGGGGUAUAACACUGCAGUUUGCAAUCUGAACUGCGGUCUUUCUCCAAACGGGGGUUUGAUGUAAUGAGUUAAGAAAAUAUGCUGUGUAGACAUAAGUAAAAAGAGCUCUGAACAAGUGCAGCUGAAUAUAUCCAUAUAAAAGCUGCGCUAUACAAAUUAAUGUUUAUUAUAAUUAUUAAUGCGAUCAAAUGUUCUUUUUUUUAAAUUCAGCAUCACAUUAAUUUUCUUAUGUGUUUUAUUGUUUUCUAAAUUUUUAUAUAUUUCUUUGUGUUUUGACUUUGUGUUUUUUUAUUGUUUUUCCAAUGGAAAUUGUUGGGGACUUUAUUUUGAUCAUAAACAAGAUUAAAUUAAUUGAUUUUAAUCAGUAAAAGGAAAAAUAAUUAUACAUUUAUGAAUUUUGGCUAAAUACAGGAUUUGCAUUGGAUUUGUACACGACUUCAUGUUUUUGAGCAAUUUUGGGGUCUACAUGUACAUGUACUUAUGAAAUGUUGGGUAAUUUCUGAACCGCGUAACCGGGGGGUCGCAAUUUGGUCUAAAAAGUUGUGCGAAACCUGAAAGUAUAUAGUCAGCAAGCAACGUGGUCAAGAAAUUUUGCGCGGUGUAUUUAUCACCAAAAAUGUCGAGGGGGGGGGGGGGGUUGCCCACCUCCCCCUUGUCUUAUUAGGGUUAAAUCUUUGUGUAACACCCCCUGGUUACUUUUUUUUUGUAAGACAACAUGCAUGAAAAUAAGUAUAAAAUAAUUUUUCUCCAUAAAAAGGGCAAUAGGAGCUAGGGCAUCAAAACCCCAAGCCAGGUAGAGUAAGCAAUGGUGAUUAGUGCCACAACCACUUCCAUCAGAGCUGCCCUGCUGCCCAAGAAAUGGUGAUUGGUGCCAUAACACCACCACCAGAGCCGCCCUGGACUGGGGACUUGUUUCAUUAUUAUUUUUAUUUAUCCUUUUUUUAAAAUUCUUUAAAUUCCUACUGUCAAUGUUUGAUUUGAUAUGGAUCAUUAUUAGCUUCAUAUAUUGAUUCAUAUGAUUGUGAAAUGUGAUUGAGUCUUAACAAUAUAUGUAAAAUGUAGUGAGUUAUAUGAUGAUGAGAUUUUUUUCAUUCAUUUAUCUAAAUUAAAAAGGGAAGUCUUUUAUAUAUACAUGUGUAGUACUUUUGAAUUUAAUGUUGUUUAAAUGUUUGAUAUUUCUUUCUAGUAUCAUAAAAAGUUGGAAGUUCUUGAGAAGGAGCUGCAGGCAACUGAGGCAUCUGAGAACAAGAACAAGAAGCUAAAAUUGCAUACAGAGAUUGUACAGAUAGUCUUUGCUACCUAUUUCCGUAUUCUGAAGAGAGCUAGCCAUUCUGUCAUGCUUCCUGCUGUUUUGGAGGGCCUUGCUAAGUUUGCACAUCUCAUCAAUGUAGAAUUCUUUGAUGACCUCAUUCAAGUUCUGCAUGCUCUAGUUCACAAAGGGGAUCUGAAGUACAGAGAGUCUCUUCAUUGCACACUGACAGCAUUCCAUAUACUGUCAGGACAAGGGGAUGUUCUUAAUAUUGAUCCAAGUCGUUUUUAUUCUCAUCUCUACAUGAUAUUACCACAAGUUCAUGCUGGUAUAAGCAGUGAUGAUGCUAAACUGGUAUGUGACUGCCUUGAAGUGAUGAUUAGUAGAAGACGAAAGCAGAUCUCAGUUCAUAGAGUCAUGGGUUUCUUGAAGAGAUUGACCACCUUGUCAACCUUAGCGCUUCCUAAUGCAGCAUUGGCUUAUUUGAAUGCUCUCAGGACAUUUAUGAAGUGGUACACAAAAACAGAUGUCUUGCUUGACAAUGAGAGUACUGGAAGUGGGACAUUCAUGCCAGAAAUAGAAGACCCUGAACAUUGUCAUGCCCACAACACGGCAUUAUGGGAGCUUACACUUAUCGAGGUAUGUCUCUUUGAAAUUAAUAAUCUAUUGAUUUCAUUGUUGAAUUUCAAUGAAUAUUAUCAUAUUCAAUCAAAGAAUUGUUUUUAUUUCCUGACAAAAAAUCUAUAGAUCUGUGGGGGAUUCACUCGUUUAGAUAAUAAAAAUAUUAUAACAAAAUAAAGAGACUAUAAGAUAGGUCUAGGUUGCAUACCUCUAUCCUUAUUGAGAUGAAACAAUUGUAAAAAAAAAACCUUUUCAAGUGGUCUUAGGCCUCCUCAUCAAAAUAUCCUAGCAUCACCCUAACCCUUUUUCAAGAAGAGUCACUGCAUUAUCAACAAAAGAGGUAGUUGAAAUUCAUUUGUAAUGGUGUAUUUAUGGCACCUACUAACUAUGAAUAUCUUGUCAAGACUUGAGGAUCUCAUUGAGGUUUGUUAUUUUGGGCCAUCCAAACAAGCCUGAUGAGCUUUCAUUUGGUCCACCACUAUUUUAAAAUGUACUUGUAUAUUGCUUUGUAUAUAUUUUAGUUUUGUGGAAAUAAAUGAAAUGAAAUGAAAUGAAACACCACAGAUAUAGUUCCUUCUCAGUAUCAGUGUUUUAGUAUUAUUACCCUGUAUUCUGAUGUCGGGUUUAACUUAGACCAUAGUCUAACUCUGUGCUAAAAUUAUGGGAAGCCAAAAAUGUUAACUUCUAAUUACAUUGUAUGUUUUUUAUGUUUUUUACUGGGCUCUUUGCUGAUUCCUAUGUGCUGAAGGUAGUUAUCUUAUUUAUACUUCCUAGACAAGUGAGAAUGAUUUGAGAGUCAAAUGAGCUGAAAUAUUAUAUCGCUACUGUCUAUCCAUACUUAAAGGAAAAUGAAACCUUUGGAACAAGAUAGCUUGUGUG
Messenger RNA from Lytechinus pictus (painted urchin), 3201 nucleotides. Its product is annotated as nucleolar complex protein 3 homolog. The coding region runs from base 1789 to 2448 and encodes 219 amino acids. Gene Ontology annotation, cellular component: nucleolus. Gene Ontology annotation, molecular function: chromatin binding. The record is from RefSeq and is a predicted model, not a curated record. The transcript has 5 exons. Gene Ontology annotation, biological process: DNA replication initiation. NCBI's taxonomy places the organism in Eukaryota, Metazoa, Echinodermata, Echinoidea, Temnopleuroida, Toxopneustidae.